AUGCCUCCAAAAGACACAGACGCCAUAAAGACACUCGAGUCUCUCGUUCAAACAGCCUCGACACUCCUCACACAGCUGCAAACCGUUUUAUCCGAAAUACAUAAGAAGCCCGAGUCCACACCGGGAGCAGCAUCCUCCCCUUCGCCGACGCCAGAUCCAAAAAUCAACGCGCUUUCGCUUGCCCACGAUUCCUCGUCCCUGAUCCGCGCCCACGGUACCAAGAUAUCCCUCCUCAUAAUCAACGAGCCAUUCACUCCGAGCGCCGUAUCAACCGUCGUGCGAGAGCUCGUGGCCGGCCCCAUCCCGGGGCUAGUUUCGGCCGUUCAAGCAUGCACUCCAGGACAAUACACGACCGUUGUACGCAAAGAACUAGCUUGGCGUGCGCAGCGUGUCCUCUCCGAACUACGCGAGCUACUGCAAAAGAUUCCGCAAGACGGAAAGGUCCUGUCUGAAAAUAAGCGUGAUGGAUUCGCAAAGGGCGACAAGGGCAGUCUACCUGCCACCGGUCUACUCUGGUCAGCAUGCGACAAUGUGAUCAACCUCGCGAAAAUGGGAGUGGGCGGCUUCUUUGUACAAAAAGUAGAUCAGUGGAAGGAUAUUCUCAACGACGUCAUGGAAGAGAUGAAGGAAUGGGGUGACGAAGAACCAGACGAAGACGACGACGACGACGAAGACGACGACGAAGACAACGACGAUGUUAACAAUCUAGCCGAUCAACUCGGGUCCCAAACCCUCUCCACGCAAGACAUGCUCGACUCCCUCAUGAAUUCUCACCAAACGAUCCCCCCCUCCGACCCAGACGGCAUCCGCCCCCGUCUCGAAACAUCCCUCAAGCGCCUCCGCCUCGUCACCCUCCUCUACCAAGCCCUCACCAAGCGCCGUCUCAAAAAGCUGCCAUCCUUCCCACCCACAUCCCCCGAUUCCACCGUCCCCUCACGUCUCGACGAAAUGGCCAGACUCCUCGCAAAAAUACCAGACAGCUUCAACAACCUAGCCUGCGCGUUCUACGACCUCGAGCCCUCAGAGAUCGAUAAGGCCAUGGACCAGUGCUUCUUCGACGCCUUCGCCGCGAGCGAACUAUUCGCACGGGACUGGCAGGGCAAUCGUGAUGAAUUCUCAGAAUGGACGGAUAAAUUCCAGGCCGAAAUAAAAAGGGCCUAA
Molecule: messenger RNA, 1161 nt
Organism: Pochonia chlamydosporia 170
Lineage: Eukaryota; Fungi; Ascomycota; Sordariomycetes; Hypocreales; Clavicipitaceae
Product: conserved fungal protein
Exons: 1
Coding region: 1-1161 (386 amino acids)
Biological process (GO): regulation of cell cycle
Cellular component (GO): nucleus
Source: RefSeq, a predicted model, not a curated record